Molecule: messenger RNA, 743 nt
Organism: Solanum verrucosum
Lineage: Eukaryota; Viridiplantae; Streptophyta; Magnoliopsida; Solanales; Solanaceae
Exons: 4
Coding region: 27-656 (209 amino acids)
Source: RefSeq, a predicted model, not a curated record
GAAUUGCUAGCUAAGAGGCUAUAGACAUGGAUGUAAGGAAAAUUGUGGUAGUAGUGGAAGAUGUGGAGAUAGCAAGAACUGCACUUCAGUGGACUCUUCAGAAUCUGUUGAGAUACGGAGAUAUAAUUACUCUUCUCCACAUAUUCUCUAUCACAAGAUCCAAGAGCAAGAAGAAACUCAGGCUUUUACGCCUCCAAGGUUUCCAAUUGGCUCUUUCUUUUCAAGACAUAUGCAACAAUUUUUUCAAUACGAAGACAGAGAUUGUGGUGACACAAGGGGAUCAAGAUGGUGGAAAGAUUGGUGCUAUGGUUAGAGAAAUUGGGGCUUCUACUCUUGUUGCUGGACUUCAUGAACAGAGUUUUCUUUACAGGUUGGCCAUGUCCCACAACCACAUUGCUAGCAAUUUGAAUUGUAAAGUAUUAGCCAUCAAGCAACCAACCCCACUGAUGACCACAGGCACAAGGACAAAGACAAGGACCAUUUGUUUCCAAGAUAGUUCAACAAACAUGGACUUCUCACAAAUUGAAAUUAACGCACUGAGUUUUCCAGAAGUCAUUCCACCAAAAAUUCCAUACCAUAUUUGUCCAGAUCGUCAUUCUAUCAUUUGGAGAUCAAGAAGAUCGAUGGUCAAGAAGAAACUAAUAAAUUCUGAAUAAUUUUGUCAUUUCGAUGAGGGAAUAUAUAUGUGCAUUUUCUCAUAUUGUAUUAUGCGAUGACAAAAAUGAUUCUACCUUUUAUGUUUG